Messenger RNA from Nelumbo nucifera (sacred lotus), 573 nucleotides. The record is from RefSeq and is a predicted model, not a curated record. NCBI's taxonomy places the organism in Eukaryota, Viridiplantae, Streptophyta, Magnoliopsida, Proteales, Nelumbonaceae.
AUGGAGCUUACUGCCGCUGCUUUUCGCAUAAAAACUGGGCUCGACAGAGUAACAGCCGCUGCUUUCACCGCUCAUCAAUGCUUACUGCCGGUCGUGCACCUUCCUGUUUCGAUUUACUUCCACGGUGGUGGAAUGAUCCUCAACGGUCCAGACACCAUAUUCUGCCACGAAUUCUGUGAGAAUUUCAUUCGAUUUGGACCUGCAAUUCUUGUGUCUGUUGCUUACUGUCUCGCUCCAGAGCACAGGCUCCCGGUUGCUUAUAAAGAUGGGGAAGAUGCACUUCUGUGCGGAGGCAACACUGCGUACAAUGUGAGGCUACGCUCCUUGGACAUGGACCUUGCGCUGGUGAAAAUCCAAGGGACGAUUUUGGACCAGCCCUUGUUUGGUGGGAUCGAACAAAUAGAUUCUGAGGUGGAAUUUGCCGACGAUCGGAUUCUACCAUUAUCGGUAACGGAUCUAAUAUGGGAAUUGGCAUUGCCAUUGGACGCCGAUCGAGACCAUGAAUACUGCACUCCCAUGGUUAGAGGGAGUCACAAUGCAAAGAUUGGAUCUAUAGGAAGGGUUAUAGUGUGA